AUGAAUGUGAAGAAGCACAUAUGUUCUCUGGCCCGUAUGGUCCUGCCAGGCAUGGGAUUUGCGUUGAUAUGCAUGGGGGCCUACCUGGUAUCCAUGGAGAACGACCCAGAGAACACUUGGAGCGUCAUCCCUUCAUAUAUCAUGAUUGUGACCGGCUUCCUUGUGGUCCUAGUUGGGGUCUUCUGGACCCUCUGCCACAGCAUAAAGAGCAAGAGGUACCAGAGAGGAAGACACCAACAGCACAUCCAGGUUUAUACUAUUGAAAGACCCAGCUCCUUCCCUCCAUCGUAUGAGGAGUCCGAGGGCAGCCAUGUCUCUUUGGAUAAAGCCCCUGAGUUUGUGGUCGUGAGUGAAGGGGGGGUGCAUGUAGUGAUAAACGUGGCUCCUCCGCUCUACAGCCAGGACAGCUCAGAGGUUCCAGACUGCACAUGGAGCUGGGAGCAGCCUCCUCCUUACAGUCAGGUGGCGCACAUGCUGCAGGAACAGGUGGAUGCAGAAGAGCAGAUGGCAACUUUGUCUGGACGCUGA
Molecule: messenger RNA, 528 nt
Organism: Scomber scombrus (Atlantic mackerel)
Lineage: Eukaryota; Metazoa; Chordata; Actinopteri; Scombriformes; Scombridae
Product: transmembrane protein 252-like
Exons: 2
Coding region: 1-528 (175 amino acids)
Source: RefSeq, a predicted model, not a curated record